CUAACAUUUUGUUAUUUUGCGCAAUUAGCAAAUCUUUAAAAACAACUAAAAUUACAUAUACAUAUAUAAUAUAUAUAAAUAUUAAGAAGAACAAAAUGAUUGCUUAUAAAUGUAAGAAUACCAUUUAUGGAUUUAAAAAAGAAUAUGAAUUGUUGAACCCGUGUAAGUAUACAGUAAAAUAUAAAUCGCAUUUUGUAGAUAAACUACAUAUAUAUGAUUCGAAUGGUGAUACUUCCAAAGAUGAAGGGAUAUGGUAUAACAACAGAACAAACCACUUGGAAGAUUGUUUUAAAGGUAUUGAACGCAUUUUUUUUUUUUUUUUUAUAAAAAUUUUGGGGUUUACGAUGAGUCAGAUGUUAGUUGUUGUAUUUAAAAAUAUAUCUUACGUUAAUUUUAAAAAUGGUACAAAUAAUACUUUAGAUAAUACAGUUAAGGAUAGAAGUAGUGUUAAACACAAAAUUUAUUUUAGUUUCUUUAUUGUACUUUUAAAUGGUACGCGAAUGGAUUAUAGCAUGAUUGGAAUGUUUAUCUAUGAAUAUUAUUGUAGCAACGGAGAUUAUUGUAGCAACGGUAAUUAUAGUAACAGUGGAGAUUAUGGCAACAGUGGAGAUUAUGGUAACAGUGGAGAUUAUGGUAACAGUGGAGAUUAUGGUAACAGUGGAGAUUAUGGUAACAGUGGAGAUAAUAAUGACAACAAUGGAGAUUAUGGUAACAGUGGAGAUAAUAAUGACAACAAUGGAGAUAAUGAAAGUAGUGACGAUGAUGAGAACAGUGACGAUGAUGAAAACAGUGACGAUGAUGAGAACAGUGACGAUGAUGAAAACAGUGACGAUGAUGAGAACAGUGACGAUGAUGAAAACAGUGACAAUAAUAAAAAUAGAUACAAUAAAAAUGCCACUAUUAAGGUAAAUAGUAAAGGAAGCAGUAACGGGGAAAAUGGCAGUACGCAACAUGUGUUUAGUCAAAAAUAUAGUAUCGCUGAAAUAAGUAAAAAUGAUUAUAAUAUAAAUGACAAUUAUAGUAAUGAUACGACAAACACUAACAGUACGAUAACUACGAACUGUACUUGCAAUAGUACAAACAAUACUUUAUGCGAACGUAACGACAAAAUAAAUGCAAACUUUAUAAAAGAGAGUGUACUUGGACAUAAUAAUACUAAUGAUGCUAAGAAUGACACUAAUAAUGACACUAAUAAUGAUACUAAUAAUGACACUAAUAAUGAUACUAAUAAUGAUACUAAUAAUGAUACUAAUAAUGAUACUAAUAAUGAUACUAAUAAUGACAUAUCUUUAAAUAAUAUUAGUAUCGUGGAAAAUAACAAAUCAGAGUUUAGAAUGAAUAAAAAUGAAAUUACAAAUGAUAUUAAAACUGAUAUUAAAGCUGAUAUUAAAAAUGAAAUUAAAAUUGAAAAAAGAUAUAACACGCGAGGAUGCACUAAUAAGUUAAUAGGGCAUAUGAAUAAACCGAAUAAUGACGAUAAUGAUAUUUAUAGUAAAUAUAAUAUUUAUGAUUUUUAUUUCACUAAACGUCCUUACAGUAGUAAUCUAAAUGAAGAAAACAAUAUAACUACUAAGAAACCUAGGAAUAGUCAUAAGAUUAAUGAAAAAUCACAAAAAUUAAAUAAUACCAACAAGAAUAAUAAGCAGAACGAGAAUAGUGAUAUCGAUAAGAAAAAUAUUGACAUGAAUUCUGAUGAAAAUAGUGAUAUCAUUAACAGUGAUAAUAAAUCAAACAAUAAUAGUGAGCAUAGUAGUACUGUAAAUAGUAGAGUAAGGAGAGGAAUGAAAAACAAUAUGAAAAAGAGAGGGCGUAAAAGGGGAAGUAAAAAAGUAAAUAAAAGAGCACGUAAUAGUGUGAGUAAUACCCGUAAUAAAAAAAUUGUAAAUAAAAUUAAAAAUAAAACUAUGGUUGAUAUUGUGAGUGAAAUUGAGAGUAACAGUGUAAGUAAAAGCGUAAAUGCCAGUGUAA
Piliocolobus tephrosceles (Ugandan red Colobus) is the source of this 1968-nucleotide messenger RNA. RefSeq names its product probable serine/threonine-protein kinase clkA. The annotation marks the transcript as partial. Lineage: Eukaryota; Metazoa; Chordata; Mammalia; Primates; Cercopithecidae. The transcript is spliced from 2 exons. The record is from RefSeq and is a predicted model, not a curated record.